AUGCGCUUGAUCAAUGUCCACACACUCGAAUUCGAGGACUUUUUCGAAGCAGGCCUUCCCAAGUAUGCCAUCCUUUCACACAGAUGGACAGGACGAGAGAUCACCUACCAAGACUUCGUCGAAGGCGGUAAGAACGACUCCGCUGGAUAUCGCAAAGUCGUCGAACUUUGCAACUUUAUCCGACGACACAGCAUCGCCAGCGCCUGGGACAACCCUGAGCCGGUUGAAUGGGUCUGGAUCGACACUUGUUGCAUCGACAAGAAGAGCAGCGCGGAGCUCUCCAAGGCCAUCAACUCCAUGUAUAGCUGGUAUUCCCAAGCGCGGGUAUGCAUUGUGUAUUUGUACGAUCUCCAGACCAAUGGGGAAGCUCAAUUGCGACAAGACCUAAGCACAUGUUCCUGGUUCUGGCGCGGUUGGACAUUACCAGAACUCAUCGCUCUCAGCGUCCUACUCUUCUGCUAUGCUUCUUGGUCCGUGCGCGGCUUCUUGAAGAGAGCGAACAACUUGCGGUCAGACACUGCCGUGGAGGCUGUGGCGUCGUUUCAGCCCAUCGAUCUCCUCGACGACAUCAGCUCGAUCACGGGCAUCCCACGCGCAGUCCUGACCGGCGAGAAAUCGUUGUGGCAGUACAGCGUCGCGCAAAAGAUGAGCUGGGCAUCAAAGCGAACGACUACCCGCACAGAAGACACGGCGUACUGCCUACUUGGCAUAUUCGACGUCAACAUGCCCCUCAUCUACGGCGAAGGCAAGCGCGCUUUUCGGAGGCUACAAGAAGACAUCAUCAAACGCACGCCCGAUCAAUCGAUCUUAGCAUGGUCAGACGCCGAUGUCGAGCGCUCCGCAUUCAGUCCGCAGACUACGCUGGCUCAGAGUCCCAAAUGCUUCGCAGAGUCAGCCGACAUAGAAUGGGACCGCCGCGCCGGUUCGAGCCCAUUCGCCGUCACGAAUCUGGGACUGGAGAUGAACUACGACCUCCUCGUGCCGAACUGGUUUGGCUAA
Zasmidium cellare ATCC 36951 is the source of this 999-nucleotide messenger RNA. RefSeq lists its product as uncharacterized. Bases 1 to 999 code for a protein of 332 amino acids. The transcript has a single exon. Lineage: Eukaryota; Fungi; Ascomycota; Dothideomycetes; Mycosphaerellales; Mycosphaerellaceae. The record is from RefSeq and is a predicted model, not a curated record.